Molecule: messenger RNA, 2460 nt
Organism: Paraphaeosphaeria sporulosa
Lineage: Eukaryota; Fungi; Ascomycota; Dothideomycetes; Pleosporales; Didymosphaeriaceae
Exons: 1
Coding region: 357-2366 (669 amino acids)
Biological process (GO): potassium ion transmembrane transport
Cellular component (GO): plasma membrane
Molecular function (GO): potassium ion transmembrane transporter activity
Source: RefSeq, a predicted model, not a curated record
CAUCUCAAGCAUUGAGCGCCUCAGACAGCAGCCCCCGUCGCAUCAUGCGCAGCACGCUCGCCUAGCCUCUCCCGAACCCCGUUGCAACCGCACGCCUGCGCCUGCGCCAGCUCUACAGCCUCGCUCAGUCUCCACACCCAAAGACUCCCUCCCCUGUCGCUCAUUUCUCCGCGUCAAGUGGUGUGCAGCCGGCCUGUCACCACACACACCCCAACGGCUUCCUCCGACCACCAUUCCUUCCUCCCUUGAGCUCAUCUGGCCUUCGAUGCUGGCAUAGCUCUCGCCACUCCUUACACUACAGCUGGACUGUCCCGUUGAGCGGAUAUAACACAUAAUAAUAUCAGCAGCAAGCAAUCAUGGGCUGCUGCGGCGACCGCGAGAAGGGCAUCACCGUCACCGAGGAGCAGAAGUGGGACUACAUCACCCUCUCUGACUUCAAGUCGUCGUCCUGCCUUACGCCCUUUUCCUACGUUUGGUUGUGGAUCCUCGUCAUCAUAUCAGGUGCCGUCUACGCCGCCGAUGCCUUCACCGCCGUCAAUCUCCUCGCUUUCGACAAAUGGUCAAGCCAAGUCAAGCCCAAGAUCGACUUCAACAUCACAAAGUGGAUUUUCGCCGUCUGCAUCAUUGUCUCCUACGUCUUCUUGGCCUACCGAUGGAUUCGCGCAAUCCGCGUCAUACGCUCUGGCGGCGUCGCCGAGUGCUACCUAGAACCCCUAGCCGCUAUCUUCCAGAGUAUGCGACUGACUAAAGAAGGCCAAGGAUGGCGCCGCUUCUUGGUCUUUGCCGAAUUGACCAAGAGCAGAAAGGGCGUCGAUUACAUUGCGCUCUUCGUCUACUUCCAGUUCAAAGGUGCUCUAAUUGUCAUCCUGGCACAGGGCCCGCGCAUCGUCGUCAAUGCCAUGACGCUGUGGGCUGUCGUGCAAGCCCAACUCAUCCCCGAAGGAGACCACGCAGCGCCCAAGGGCAAAUCACCGGUCGCCCAGUUCUUCCUCAACAUUGAGACCAUGAUCCAACAAGGAAACAAGCAAGAGACGGUCAUCUACUUCACCAUGUUGUUCUCCUUGGUCAUCUGGGUUAUUGCCUUUCUGUCGCUCUUCUUCUCCGUUCUCUUCUACGUAUUCUUCCUCUGGCACUAUGUGCCCAAGGCCGACGGAAGCCUGACCCAGUACUGCCGCAGAAAGAUCGAAAGCCGUCUCGAGCGCAUUGUCAGCAAGAAGAUCAAGAAGGCCCUAGAGAAGCAGGACCUGAAGCGCAAGAAGGAGGAGCGGGAUGCUUUGAAGAAGGGAGGCGCAGAGGCGCGCAUGCCCACACUUCCCAAGCUUGGUGGAGUCGACGACGACACCUCGUCUAUCUACUCAGGCGUCACGGGCAUCACACGCUCAGACACUAUGACCACAUCAACCACGCUUCCACCGUACUCCUCCAACGCACCAUCCCGAACAAAUACGAUGAACACGAUGAGCACUGCGAGGACCGCCGUUAUGAAGCCAUCAUUGCCAUCAUUAUACGAGAGGCCUGUGCCCACUCGUACCGACACUCAAGGCACUACAACAAGCUUUGGUUCCAAUGCUCCACUUUUGAGUCAAGUCGGUGACAUGGGAAUGGCCUCCCCAGUGCCUCCUCUGCCUUCGCUUGACCCACAUGCCGAGUACUUCUCUGGACCACCUGGCCCUCGACCACCACCUAGCGGCAUGAGUGGAAGGCCAUUCUCGCCAAUGUCGCAAGGUCGCGCGUCACCAUACUCGCAGCGAAACAUGCUUCCGCCCGUGGAUACCAGUGUUGGAGGACGAGGCUCUCCCGCACCUCAAACCAUGUCGUCUACUGGUUAUGGCAAUCGCGGCGUGUCACCACCUCAAGGCAAUGUACCCUAUCCUAGCCAGAGAACAGGUGCUUCGCCACUCGGUGGGCCAACCUUUUCUCCGUACAAUAACCCUGGUCCAGCCACGGGUCCAGCUUAUGAGAUGUCGCCAGUAGAUCUCAACGCGUCUGACAACACACUGGACUAUUAUACUCAGGGGGGCAGUUCAAACGACUACCGGCCGCCACAGCUACCCAGUACUCUUCGUUCCGGCUCACCGGCACAGAUGCAGAGUGCUGGACCACCUCGGACAGGCACGGUUCCACCUCCGCGAUCGGGCACUGCUCCACCUGCGAACCCUCGCGCUGGACUGCCUGCUACAUUGCAAUCAGCCAUUCAGCGACGCGAAGCGUCUCAGCCUCUCCCUAACCGUGGCAUGCCCAUGCACCAGCAACAGCGCAGUGCUACCGCGCCUCUAGGACAACGAUGGGCACCGCAGUCUGACGCAGAGCCGAUGCCCAGGAGCAACACGACUGGACCAGGGCCCCAGGGCCACCACCCCUACUAGGUCACAUCGUCCUUUUCCGUCCACUACAUCGAUUGAAAGCAUUGCCCAUUAACGAUCGAGAUACCACUGCCAGCUGCUUAUCAUCCAGCUGAUU